AAAAUGCACAUAUCUCAGUAUAUCUGAAUUUGAUAAUUUCAAGCUCAAACACAUUUCCUGUUGGUUUGAAGGUCGAUGCCAUUGUGAAUUUGUUUGUAUACAAUUUCUUCAUGACGAAUAUUGUUCUUAUCAAGACACAAGCGUGAGGCAUUUUCACAAGCUGCAAACUGAGUGGGGUAUCCCAAAAUUUAUGGACCUUCACUCGUUCGGUGAUCCUUCAAAUGGAUAUCUGAUUGAGGACACUUGCAUUUUUGGAGCUGAAAUCUUGGUCAUCAAGCCUCCUUCCAGAGCAGAAUUCUUAACAAUGAUAGAUGAACCCGUUCCUCUUUCCUAUAGGUGGAAAUUUAACAAUUUUUCAAGAGCUACUCUGGAAAAGUACGAGUCCGAGUUCCUUGCUGGAGACUACAAAUGGAAGCUUGUUUUCUACCCCAAUGGACAAGAUGAGGGCAAGGGCAAUAGUAUCUCACUGUUUCUGCAUGUAGACACCUCAUCAGUUCCACCUAACACUAAAUUAUAUGUGCACUACAUUUUGCGUAUCAAGGACCAAAUCAAGGGGCAAGAUGUUGAAACUAAAUUGUGCAAGCGGUACUUCUCCAGCUCGAAUCCCUCAUGGGGAUCAAGAACGCUUGUGCCACUGGCCAAGCUAAAGGAUCCAACAAAGGGCUUUCUAGAAGGAAAUAGUUGUAUCUUCAAAACGGAGUUUAAAGUUUUGGGCUUAGUUAAUUCCCUCUAGUGAUGAAGCCACAGUUUGUAUAAUAUCAAAGAAUUAUGGUAACAGUGUGAAAUAAUUGCAUCUUGAUGUUCAAUCCAUUAAAUAUAAUCCCUGGUGGAAUAUGACCUUUUCAUUGA
Messenger RNA from Prosopis cineraria, 849 nucleotides. RefSeq names its product MATH domain and coiled-coil domain-containing protein At3g58210-like. Lineage: Eukaryota; Viridiplantae; Streptophyta; Magnoliopsida; Fabales; Fabaceae. The record is from RefSeq and is a predicted model, not a curated record. The transcript is spliced from 4 exons. Gene Ontology annotation, molecular function: protein binding. Bases 191 to 733 code for a protein of 180 amino acids.